AUGCGCUGGACUACUGUUGUCUACCAAGCUUUGGCUACGGCUGCUUUCAGCCAGGCCUUCAUCAUUCCGAGCGAUACCACGGAGGGAGUCUAUAAGGUAGUCACCGCCGAUGGUUCCGAAGUCCACACGAGGAUUGCCAACGUCGUUAAUCACAGCAAAGCUUCUCUGGACAACAGCGAUGUCCUAGACCGCCGCGAUAAUGGUCAGUACUGGUGUGGGUGUGGCCUUAGCAUGAACGCGGGCAACUGCGAUGCUGCGGUCUCGGAUUUGAAGUAUCAGCUGGACAGCGACGGGGCAAUCCCCGCCGGUCAAUCGUACUAUUCGAUCAGAGGCGACGUCGUUGCCUUUGCAUGUAAUCGGGAUACAAAUAACCCCAGCCAACCCUGGGACGGAUCCUAUUUCGGUGUUGUCGCCGCGGGCAUCACGUCGCAAUGUGGCAAUUACAUUGCUGGAUCGUACCAAGCCUUCAACACGAUAUUCGGCUACAUGCGAUACUCAAACGGCAUCAACUUUUGCGCAGACAGCACAAACUCCCCCUCCAAUAGGUGUUAG
This is a messenger RNA of Dissoconium aciculare CBS 342.82, 552 nucleotides long. RefSeq lists its product as uncharacterized. NCBI's taxonomy places the organism in Eukaryota, Fungi, Ascomycota, Dothideomycetes, Mycosphaerellales, Dissoconiaceae. The record is from RefSeq and is a predicted model, not a curated record. The transcript has a single exon. Bases 1 to 552 code for a protein of 183 amino acids.